Molecule: messenger RNA, 6148 nt
Organism: Mycetomoellerius zeteki
Lineage: Eukaryota; Metazoa; Arthropoda; Insecta; Hymenoptera; Formicidae
Gene: VGlut
Product: Vesicular glutamate transporter
Exons: 11
Coding region: 32-6043 (2003 amino acids)
Biological process (GO): synaptic transmission, glutamatergic; transmembrane transport; regulation of synapse structure or activity
Cellular component (GO): synaptic vesicle membrane; excitatory synapse
Molecular function (GO): neurotransmitter transmembrane transporter activity; L-glutamate transmembrane transporter activity
Source: RefSeq, a predicted model, not a curated record
CUUUUUCUCUUUUUUCGUAAUUAAUUUUAUCAUGACAAAGAAUCAAUUGUAUACGUUUAGGAAUGAGCAGGCAUUACCGAUAAAACCAUGUGAUUGUGCGAGCCAAGAUAUAGUAUUUGAUUUAAAUAAAUAUGGUCCCUAUUUCGACAAGAUUCGAGCACUUUUUGUGCCUAGUCUGGAAUAUAGAUUUCAGUCCUUGUUAAAGGAGUUCGUGUACAACACAAAUUCUCGAUGGGCUAAGCAGUUUCCAUGUUUCAAGAAAUUCAUCGAUAUGAUAAUUAUGUGGAAGGAUCCUUUGAACAAAAUCGCUGAAUACGAUAUCAGCACGAUGGAAGAAAUUAUGAAAAAUACCAUCAAACGCAUGAUAAAGGAUGAUCUGAUCACUUGUUUUCUGGAUUCUGUCAUUUUGUAUCAUAGAUUGAAAAAAGUUUGCCGGGAGUUAGAUACAUUGGGCAUCGAAGAUAAUAUUUUAAAAAACUUUAAUUUGUGGAAUUUUGUCAACGAGCAAGACUAUUUAGAUCGCAAUUACUUCAUGAAUUUCAAUACUACUAUUUCAAUGGACUGUAACAUGAAUUUAAAUACGGUACCUUGCAAUACAAAACGAUCAAUCAAGUGUAAAAAAACUGUCAAAUCAUUAGCAAAAAACAUUUAUGACAGAAGUACCGAACACAUACAACAAACGACAUCAAAAUAUCGAAAACAUCAGAUACUUGAUUUAAAUCAAAAUUUUCUCCAUCAAAAAGAAGAUAAUUCCUAUUAUUAUUCUACUUGCGUUGCAACUGGAUCUAGGCAAAAUGAUUAUAGCACUGAUAAAAUAAAUAAAUCUUUUAAUGAGAAAUCGUGCAAUACCGAAUCAAAGAAGAUACGGAAUGAUUUGAAAUUGAAGAUAAUUAUUCAUAAAGUACAAAUAGAAGAUCAUGAAUAUUCGACGUUCUCUAGCGCUAAUGUCACUCGCUUAUCUUUGCCUUGCAAACCGAGCAAUCUAAUUAGACGAAUUUUUGAAGCUGAUCCAUCUUUAACCGAAUCUUGCUUGAUAGUGAUGAAGCGAAAGUUCGAAGAUAGCAUGCAUAAUGUUUGCUCGUGUCUCAAUAGUGUUAUAGAAAAAUUAAAUAUCGAACUGACAAAAACGCUAUGUCUUAAUUGCGAAAUAUAUUCUGGAUAUAUCAGUUUCAAGUUAAAAGCCCCCAAUAUCAAAAAACACUUUUUCGUUACGAGAGUACCGAUUUGUCAGAAUGUCCACAAAUGUAUGGUUCAAGAAGAUUUCUCUAUUUUGUCCUCAAAGUCAAGUACUGAAAUUAACGAAUUAAAAUGUUUUUCGCAAUGUAAAGAUAAUGGUACGAAUUUCAAUGAUGCACAUGUCGAUGCACACGAAAAAGCUGAAAAGCUCGACACGUGCUAUUCACAAUCGGAUGAAGCAGAUCGAAGCUUUAUAAAAAAUAUAGUACAAAAUAAAACAGAAAAUAAUAAUGAGAAUAGUUCGAGAUAUGUUGAAAAUCUUGUAAACUUCUCUUGUAAUGAUCCUUGCAAAGAUAAUGUGGAAGAAAUAUAUAAUAUGACGUCAUGCGUUGAUAAUUCUGUUGAAAGAAAUCGAGAAGACUGCGCAAUUUUGAAUUCAAUGGAUAUCAAUUAUGACGAUGAUGUAAAAAAGUGUGGAAAAAAUAUUCUUGAAUCGAGUAAUUUAAUUAUAAGGAAUGAUAUGUCCACGCAAUUAGUAAAUAAUGCAAAUUGCACAUGUUUAUCAUACGAAAACUUUACAGAAACAAACAAUGAAAUUGAAGACAUUUUUAGUAACAAAGAUUUGGACAGUUUCUCGCAGACCACAGGCACCAACGAAUGCGAUUGUUUGUCGAAUAACAACUCAAAUUUAGAAAACGAAAUUUGUAACAAUAUUAAUGAAUGCGGUAUUACAUCAUUUCUAAAAAAUUGUGAAUAUGAUAAUGCAAAUUGUACAUGUAUAUCAUACGAAAAUUUUAUCGAAACAAACAGUGAAAUUGAAUAUACUUUUACUAAAAUAAAGACAAACAAAGAUUUGGACAAUUUUUCGCAAACCUCCAACGAAUACGAUUGUUUGUCGAACAAAAAAUCGAAUUUGGAAAAUGAAAUUUGUACAAAUACUAAUAGAUGUAGUAUUACAUCAUUCAUACAAAAUUCAGAAUAUGAUAAACAAUUAGUAGAAUUAAACUAUAAUUGUUUCUCGAACAAUAUCAAUAAAAUCGAUAAACACUUCGAUACGCGAGAAAAUGAUAGCUUAUUAAAUUCUGCAAAAGUAGAAAUUGGAAGUAACUCAUGUUGUUCUUGUCGAUGCGAUGAUUUCAUAGAUAUCACAGUCACUGAUAAUAUUUUAAGAAAAAAUAAUUGUGCUUUUGAAACAUCUCAAAAUAAUUUUGAUGCAGUAACAGCUCGAAGUACGGACUAUUCCAAAACAGUGCAGGUAUCAUCCAGAAGCAACAAUUUGCUAACAAUUUCGAUUCCAAUUCAAAUGCCUAAAUCAAAGAUAUUAUCGAAAGAAAUCAAUAUAGAUACGUGUUAUCCACGAACAGUUUGGUUGACAUGUGAAAAUGAUAAAAAUAUCAAGGAAACAAGCGAUGGAUGCAAUGAAAUAGCAAAUCUUUCUACGCAUACUUUAAUUGUUUCCAAGAAAAGAAAUCAAAUUUUUCCUGAUAUAAAUAAGGAAAUGUUAGAUGUAAAAGAUGGAACACAAGAUUUUGUUACAUCGCCGGAAAGAUUUUCCAUGUCGAAAGGAAGAUUCCGAUCCAAUGGAGAUUCAAGAAGUUCUGUCUCAACAAGAGAAUAUCUACGUUCGAAAAAUCACUCGAUAUCCAAUGCAUCGCUAUAUUGUCGUUCGUUCGUAACGACAAGUGAAUUUGCGAUGAGCGACAGGCAAGAUAAAUUCCAAAAAUCAAUGCUUCGCGGACGCAGAUUAGCGAACGGUAUUCAUAACGACAACAUAUCGACAAUAAUUAAACACAGAACAGCAUCUCGUAGACAUCCAAAUAAUUAUUCUGAGGAAAUACGACCGCAAAUGAUACUCGCGAUAACAAAGUUUCGCAAUUCCAUCGACAAAUCUAUCAAUAGAAUAAAGCGUUUGAUUCGUGAAAAGCUGAGAAAAAUAUUGUUUAACAAUAAAAUAAGUAAUAAUAAUAAUAAAAUGACUAAAACUUUUUGGAAAACAGAAGAAUCUUUUGAAGAUACUAGAAAGAAAGAGACAAGUGACAAAUGUGGUUACAGCAUAACUUCAUGCUCAACUUAUGAUUGCUGCAAGCGAAGUUAUACCACAUCUUCUUGUGAAUCUUCAAAUGUGAUUUUAUCAAUUAGUAGGACAAAGGAAAAAAAAAGAUGUAAAGAAAACAUAAAGUUUUGCGACCACAGAUUGGAAAAUGAUGACAAUAAGAUCUUAUUAAGCUUCCGUUCGAUUAAACCUUCUCUGUGGUCUUACGAUUUGUUACCUUCUACAACUGAAAACAUAGAAAAGCAAAAAUUAAACAGAAAUAAUCGAAUACGAUACGAUAAAAAGAAAAAAAUUGGAAACGUUAUGAACUACGUCAGAAACUCUCAUCGAUACGACUUGGAAAAUUCGGAAACAAGUAUAACAAUUUCUUCGCAAUCGACCAAAGCGUUUCUUACGGAGAGUGAUUCGAAAUAUUUUGGACAUACCACAUAUAAACAGCAAGAAAAGACAUACGAUAAUAAGCGAAUCUAUAAGCAAAUGCAUAAUCAAGAUCAUUGUGAAAAUGAACAGAUGCGGUACGAAUAUGAACAAUGCAGGACCAGAAACAAAUAUCGAGAUGUACCAAUUAAAUAUUCUAACGUUAAUAGCAAUGAAUCUUUUAAAACAUCAUUAUCACAUUCCUGGAGGAAAAAUGCUAGAAAUACACAUAAACAACUUUACGAUAUAUCGGAAUUAAACAAAGCAAAGAGAUUUACAUGUUCAUGUUCAAGAAAGAAUAAACAAAUAUUUGAGAAAGAUAUGUCCGAUCGUUCCAAUGAUAGUUUACGAUCUAACGCUAAUCUACGCAGGAGACAUGCCUUCGCGAUUUUAACCGAUGCCUGCAAUGAUUAUAUGGAUGACCUUGAUUUAGACUUCAAGUUGAAAUUGUUGCGAUAUGUAGAAUUAUGCAAAAGCAUUAAACGUUCGUUGAUAAGGACAUUACAACCGGACGACACUUAUGAAAUUAGUACGCUAUCAAUUUCUGGUAGAUUCAGAAGAAGUGCCGGCGGUUAUGAGGAGUUUGAAACUACAUGCGAGGGUAGCAAAGACAACAAGGGAUUCGAGGAUGAAAGAGGAUACAGCGCGCAGCCUUCGUUCGAGUCGCUUCCAGAGCCAGAGAGACCACCAUUGCGACAUAUCGAUACUUACUGCAUGCCAGAAUGUCCAUGUCUUUCAAAGAGGUAUACCAUCGCAACGCUAGCUUGUGUAGGAUUCAUUAUUUCGUUUGGCAUGAGAUGUAACAUGGGUAUGGCCAAGCUUGUCAUGAAAAAUACUACGGAAGGCGAAAAUAAUACUAUCAAAUUCAACUGGACGAUCGGCAUGGAAAGCGCCCUUGAUUCAUCAUUUUUCUGGGGUUAUUUAGUAACGCAAGUGCCCGGUGGCUUUCUCGCAUCGUUAUAUCCUGCUAACAGAAUAUUUGGCACAGCCAUCGCAAUAUCUGCUUUUUUGAAUUUGUUGGUACCUGGAGCACUGAAAGUAGAUCCUAUCGUUGACAUGGGUGUGCAAGUAUUGAAAGGACUGGUCGAGGGUGUCACGUACCCAGCGUGUCAUGGUAUUUGGAAAUACUGGGCACCACCUCUAGAGAGAUCGCGUUUGGCCACAUUAGCGUUUUGUGGAUCGUACGCCGCAAUGGUGAUAGGUAUGCCGCUUUCUGGAUACUUGAGUUUCUGGUUUGGCUGGACGGCGUCGUUUUAUUUCUACGGCAUAUGCGGAUUGAUUUGGUAUGGUUUCUGGUUGUGGUUGACCUUCGAAAAGCCGUCGAAACAUCCCAGUAUCUCGGCUCGUGAAUUACGUUACAUCGAAGAUUCGCUCGGACAAGGACAAACGCAAGCACCUGUGCCCACGCUGGCGACGACUCCCUGGCGCAAGUUUCUUACCUCAAUGCCGGUAUAUGCCAUCAUUGUCGCUAAUUUUUGCAGAUCGUGGAACUUUUAUCUGCUGGUACUCUUCCAACCGCGUUUCAUGCACGAGUCUUUUGGCAUGCCUCUUGUCGAGACCGGAGUCAUUGGUUCGCUUCCACACUUACUUAUGACGAUGAUUGUACCUUGCGGUGGUUUGCUGGCGGAUUAUCUCCGUAAACGUGGCAUCAUGACAACGACAAAUGUCAGGAAGAUUUUCAACUGUGGUGGUUUCGGUAUGGAAGCACUCUUUUUCUUAGUGGUGGCUCAUGCAACGACGUCCAAAAACGGAACUGCAGCUACGGUCGCUCUCGCGAUCGGCGUCGCGUGCAGCGGUUUUGCUAUCUCUGGUUUUAAUGUCAAUCAUCUAGAUAUCGCUCCAAGAUACGCCAGUAUCUUAAUGGGCAUGUCCAACGGGAUUGGCACCAUCGCUGGUCUAUUAGUUCCUUUCUUCGUGGAUAACAUCACGGAGAAGAAGGACCCACAUAGCUGGCGGAACGUUUUUAUCAUAGCUGCAUGUGUUCAUAUUUUCGGAGUGACGUUCUAUGCUAUUUUCUGCUCCGGUGAGUUGCAACCCUGGGCUGAUCCCACUUUAGAAGAACAAAAGAGCUGGAAUCCCAUGGAUGAAUUCAGCCAGACAAAACCGCCCGUUCCACCUCCACCGAAAACUAUGCAAUCCGAAUUCAUAAAGCAACCGUCCCGAGACGGAAGCGUCACUGACGAUUGGAAUACUUAUGAGCAGUCACCGGCUGAAAAUCAUCUGUACGCACGACAAGAUAGUAAGGCUCCUGCGAUAAACUACGGCUCGACAGAAACCAACAGCGGCAAUCCAUUUUACUCAACGAAUCCAUUCGCUAGCGACGUUAACGCGUCUUUCGUGCAACCACCGGCAACGGACGACUACACGUAUGACGUGCACAAUCAACAAUGGAACUGAGAAUGCUCGAUCACCGGAUAGAAUAAUUGGAUACGAGAAAAGCAGACUGUUUCUCCGAGGUUGUAGAUCAUUCGUAUCGUUAGUUAUCUGUCAAUCCUACAUCCU